CAAUCUGUAAGGACCUGACCUUAGUCCAUCCAGAUCAAUAGGGAAGUGAGGGUGGAAAGAAGAAGAAGAAGAAAUAAGGGGCGCAACCGGAUCGUUUACACUGGCUGUUCCCGAGGAAAUAUAGACUUCCCUUGCCUGUACCUUUUGUUGCGCACACUGUAAAAGUGGAUAUCGAGGCGAUUCCAUUGCUUUGUGUGAUUGCAGCAGACUUGUUUCCCUUUUCCUACAACCAUGUCAUUCCCUCAGCUGGGAUAUCAGUACAUCCGACCGAUAUACCCGCCGGAGCGCCAGGGAAUCGCAGCUAAUGCCCGGGCCGGGACAGAGCUGAGCCCGUCCGGCGCCCUGUCCAACGUCCUCUCCACUAUGUAUGGAUCUCCUUUCGCCGCAGCAGCACAGGGCUAUGGAGCGUUUCUCCCCUACUCAAACGACAUAUCAAUUUUCAAUCAGCUGGGUGCUCAGUAUGAACUGAAAGACAGCCCCGGCGUCCAGCACCCAGGGUUCGCCCACCAUCACCCUGCUUUUUACCCAUAUGGCCAGUAUCAGUUCGGUGACCCGUCCAGACCCAAAAACGCCACCAGGGAGAGCACCAGCACCCUGAAGGCCUGGCUCAGCGAGCAUCGCAAGAACCCCUAUCCCACCAAGGGCGAGAAGAUCAUGCUGGCCAUCAUCACCAAGAUGACCCUCACUCAAGUGUCCACCUGGUUCGCCAACGCCAGGAGGAGGCUAAAGAAGGAGAACAAGAUGACCUGGACCCCCAGGAGCCGCACCGACGAAGAGGGGAAUGUUUACACCAGUGAUCAUGAGGGGGACGAGGGGGACAAGAGGGAGGACGAGGAGGAGAUCGACCUGGAGAACAUCGACACGGAGAAUAUCGAGAACAAGGACGACUUGGACGACCAGGACGACCUGCAUUCAGAUAUCAAACUAGACGGGAGGAGUGACUCUGAGAUUUCUGACGGCUAUGAGGAUUUACAAGGGCCCGACCAGAGGUUUCUAAAGGCGGUGGGUAAAGAGGGCAAAGACAUGGAGAGAGGAGGAGAGCACUUCCACAGCCACCACCACCACCAUCACCACCACAAUCACAACCACCACCAUCACUCCUCGUUAGAAAUUAAAGCAUCGCAGCCCAACGGGGAGCAGCUGAAACUGAACCCGGGCUCCGUUAGUUCGCCGCCGUCAGAAAACAACGCUGCCCCGGCCCAAAAGCCAAAGAUCUGGUCUUUGGCAGAGACAGCCACGGCCCCUGACAAUCCACGCAAAUCGCCACAAAUGAACGGCAGCAACUCCGCAGGGUCGGCCGCCCAAACCAUCAUCACCCCUCACAGACUUAUCUCUUCUUGUCCCGUUGGGAAAAUCCAGAACUGGACGAACCGAGCCUUUUCAGCCCACCAGCUGGCGUUACUGAACUCAAACCAUUACCUGGGACUGGCAAACCAGGCGACUGCUACCAGCCUGGCCCUCUACAGCAGCAGGCAAACGGAGGACAAGAGUCAUAGUUCAGAGACAGCAGUCACAGAGCGAUCUAGUGCCUUGGAAGCAGAGAAAAAGUUGUUAAAAACAGCUUUCCACCCAGUUCAAAGACGGCCUCAGAACCAGCUAGAAGCAGCGGUGGUUCUUUCGGCUCUCUCCUCUUCAUAAUCCCCCGCCCCUCCCCACCCCACACCUCUUUUUUUCCUUUUUAUUUGAAUAUGUUGUAUGGAAUGUAAAAUAAGAAUAAUACAUCUCUGUAUACUUACAUUGUAAGCAUGUCCUGUGUAAAACUGCUAAUGUAAUAAUGUAUGAACCUGUAGUCUGUGAGUUUUUUUCCCUCCUUUUUUCUUUUUGUAAGUUCUGUGAGAAUUUGAUGUUCAAAUGUUUUGUAUAUAAAGUUAAGAAAAUGUACAUACUUGUGAACCAAAUUGUACAAGAAAGUCUAUAUUUUGGCUAAU
Molecule: messenger RNA, 1928 nt
Organism: Myripristis murdjan (pinecone soldierfish)
Lineage: Eukaryota; Metazoa; Chordata; Actinopteri; Holocentriformes; Holocentridae
Gene: irx3a
Product: iroquois homeobox 3a
Exons: 4
Coding region: 232-1638 (468 amino acids)
Biological process (GO): cell development; regulation of transcription by RNA polymerase II; neuron differentiation
Cellular component (GO): nucleus
Molecular function (GO): RNA polymerase II cis-regulatory region sequence-specific DNA binding; DNA-binding transcription factor activity, RNA polymerase II-specific
Source: RefSeq, a predicted model, not a curated record